Messenger RNA from Brugia malayi, 2544 nucleotides. RefSeq lists its product as uncharacterized. NCBI's taxonomy places the organism in Eukaryota, Metazoa, Nematoda, Chromadorea, Rhabditida, Onchocercidae. The coding region runs from base 1 to 2544 and encodes 847 amino acids. The record is from RefSeq and is a predicted model, not a curated record. The transcript has 19 exons.
AUGUCAACAUUAGAUGAUUUGAAGAUUCGCAUUGUUGCGGUGAUUGGUUCAGAAAAAAAUGGAUGCACUGCGAAUCAUUUGUAUCAGAUAUACAAGGAUAUGUAUGGCAAAGGUUUGCAUCCGGAAGAAUAUGGCUUUGAGGAUUUGGAUUCACUUCUUGUUUCACCAGCUAUGCAAGGCGAAGGUGGAAUUGUGUAUGAAAAUGGGCGAUAUUUCGCAGCUGGGGAUAAAAAUACUAAAAAAAUGUUAGAUCUUGUCCGCAAUACAAAGUCAAAAUCUCGAAAUCUCAAAACAGGGCGAAGAUGUAAUGCUGCAAAAUCUUCGACAUUUAUGAAAAGAGAAUUUCGACCGGUUGCACCAGCUUAUUCUAACUGUAUUAAAGCUGAAAGUUCGAAAUUGCCUAAGUGGUUUCAGAACGAAGCUAUUUCGAUAGAAAAAACGGCAACGAAAUUCCAAGAAAAUUCAGACAGCACUUUAAAAAAUAUACCUCAAUCAAAUCUCAAAGCAAAAUUCUAUAAAAAGCAUAUGCAGUCUUCUUGUGUUUCUGAACACCAAAAGUUAGAACUAAUUACACCUAUGCAAACUUCGGACAAUAAUCAACCAUUAUACAAUCAGCGAAAUUGUGAUUACGAUAAUCAUUCCGUCGCAUCAGCUUCAGGGAUCCAGCCACAAUCGCUUGUGAAUAAAAUUAAAGAAAAUGGAGUCUUGAAAUCUCAAAAGGGUAGAAAGCGACUGAUAAAACUCAUUGAACUAAAUGGCGGUGAAAUAAAAUUUUCGGAAAUGAAAAAAUCAUAUUUAUGUUCUUUUGAUGUUUCUCUUAACAAUACUGAGAUCUGUCGCUUAUUUAAUACGAAAGAAGAAGAAAUUCAAAACCUUUAUGAAUUUCUCAAAAAGCGUCUAUAUAACGAUGUUCUGGUAACAAAAUGUGAAGAUGAUGAUCUUUUGCUAAGAGUUAUUAACGACGAGAACGAUAGUGAUGAAUUUGAAACUAUUCUCGGUUCUGUCAAUGUUAUGCCUCAAAAAUCAUUGUCACUUGCGUCAACUUUGGUGCAACGGGAUAUUUUUCACAGUUCAUUCAGUCAAAAUCAACAUCGACUUGAUUUUCUGGAUCGUUCUGUUGUUCCUAUUUCUUCAUUACCGAAAACUGGUACUGCUGAUAAUAGCUGUCUUCAAGAUUCACAGUUUCCUGUUCCAAAUGUUAAUCUAUCGGAGAAAGCGAAUGAUAGAUAUAAACACGGGAAUGGAUCAACAUUGGCUUCGGUGAUAAGGACAAAAGAUGAUUAUUUGCCGUAUAAGGUUUUGAUCGAUAAAGUGCUCCGUUUUGUCCGAACAAAGGGUUCCUUCAAGGUUUCUGAUUUGUCGAGGAUUUUUUAUGAAGAGGAUGGUAGAAACAUUGAUCCUAGGAAUUAUCCGGAAGGUACAUGGGAGAAUAUAAUACAAAAAUUGCUUUCAUCUGGUAGAUAUCCAGAACUCACAGUUCGAGAUGGUAUACUUCAUCUCCGGAAACACUUUGAAAAAUCAGCUUUCCCAUCUGUUCAAUCAUCGAGUAAUUGUGCAAAUAGUGAUCGAAAUGAAUGCGAACGACCAGUGCCUCCAAGAUCCAUUGAUAACAGUGUACCAGCCGCUAUAAUCUAUGACCUGCUGCUGGAGUCAGGAAGGCCUUUACAUCAGAAAGAAUUACUCGAAAAACUGAGUGCAAGAGGCAUUAAUAUGAACAUUUGCCAGCUUACAAUUAAGCUGAUAACGAAGUUCAAAAAUGUCUUUUGCUGCAAAUUUGAUUUGGCAGGAAUUGUGAUAUCAUUAAUGGAUGAUACUAAAAUACCUGAAGAGCUAGCCCUAUCGCCUUGUUUACCAUCAUUCACUGAAUCAGUUAAAAUAGUCAAUCAUGUUAUGUCGGAUUAUUGUUCCACUACUGAAUCAGCUGGCAAUAUUUUUAAACCAGUUUUAUUGAUAGAUAUUGCUUUGAUUAGAGAACCACUGGAGAGAUUUCGAAUCCAGGCAUUCUUUAGACUUCGCUCUUUUGAACGCGAAUAUAAUUUAUUCGAAAAAAAAAUGUGCCUUCACUACCUAUCUGUUGUUCCGGAAGAGGAAUAUGCUAUAAAGAAACCCAUAAAAGAUUGUAUUUACGCUUUCCAUGAUAUCAAAAAUGAUCGGGUUUAUCGAGUCCAGUGCAUGGGUGACGUUAGUCACUCUAAUGCUGUGUCGGUUUAUUUAAUUGAUCAAAUGCGCUAUCAAGAGGUACCAAUCAGUCAAUUGAGAAAGCUGACGAGUGAUUAUACAAGACCAUCAUACGGUGUGGUCGCAAAAACUGCACCAUUUAUGAUUGCACCUGGAAGAAAGAAUGAAUUCGAUAAAUAUUUCUCUUUGGUAUAUUCAAAGCUUCUUGGAGGUACUACUCUGGAUAUCCAAGCCGAUGUGGUUUCUGAGCCAUCGAAAAAUCUUUUCGAAUUGAAGCAACUGUACAGCGAAGUACACAGUCUAAAUGUGCCAGCAAUGUUUUUGCGACAGAAUUUGAUUCAAGUGUUUCCUUCAAACUUAUAUUAA